GCUGCUGCAGCAGCUGAUUGCAGUGAGAGGGCUGCAUGCUGGGAACUGCGGAUUCCUGCUGCUGAUUAACCCUCUAGAGCUAGGUUGGGACUGUGGCUUUCAACCUCACUCUUCCUAAAGAACCAUUCCCUGCAGGGGACAGGUGACAAUGUCCAAGGCACUGAGGAGAUGGCUACUGCCAGUCUUUGGGACAAUGUUUCUCCUGAUUGUAUUGUCAAGUGCUGGUACUUCCAAAAAGGAGCCCUGCCAAACCUGCCGGGAACUGGUUAAUAGAUUUCUUAAGGGGAUAGAAAAAACUGCUGGGCAGAACUUUGGUGGUGGAAACACUGCAUGGGAAGAGGAAAAACUGGCAAAAUAUGAAAUCAGUGAGACACGACUUCUGGAAGUCAUUGAAACCGCAUGUGACAAGUCUGACUUUGACUGUAAUCAGAUGCUGGAGCAAAAUGAGGAACAUCUGGAGACCUGGUGGUUCAAGAGGCAGAAAGAGUAUCCAGAUCUCUCUCAGUGGCUUUGUAUGGAUACACUAAAGCUUUGUUGUCCUGAAGGAACGUAUGGUCCAGAUUGCUUUGAAUGUCCUGGCGGCACGCUAAAACCUUGCAGUGGAAAUGGGAAAUGCAAUGGCGCAUCAACACGAUCUGGUACUGGACUCUGUGACUGUUACCCCAGCUAUGGGGGCCCGUUAUGCUUGGACUGUGCCAUUGGAUAUUUUGAGGAAGCACGUAAUGAGAGCCAUCUGGUAUGUUCUGAAUGUUACAGUGCUUGCAGCAAGUGUUUUGGGCCGGAGAGUGACCAGUGUGUCUUGUGUAAAAAGGGCUGGCUACUCCAUGACCACAAGUGUAUUGAUAUCGAUGAAUGCGGUACGGAGAAAGACCAUUGUAAAUCGGACCAGUUCUGUGUGAAUACAGAAGGCUCCUAUGAAUGCCGAGAUUGUGACAAGUCAUGUAUUGGCUGUAUGGGAGCUGGACCAGCCCGGUGUAAGAAGUGCAAUAAAGGGUUUUACCGAGAUGGGCCCAAAUGUCUUGAUGUGGAUGAGUGUGAUAGCGAGGAGCUGAAAUGCAGAGGUUCGCAUGAGGAAUGCAUGAACACUCCAGGUAGCUACACCUGCGUGUGCGAGAAGGGAUACUCCAGAGCUGAAGGAGUUUGCCGCUCGGACAAUCCAGACCAUGAUGCUGAAAAAGGCUUGUUUGAUGACAUCACAGAUGAUGAAGUCGUAGUCCUGCAACAGAUGUUCUUUGGAAUAGUCAUAUGCGCUUUGGCUACACUUGCAGCAAAGGGGGAUAUGGUGUUCACCGCAAUCUUUAUUGGUGCUGUGGCUGCUAUGGCAGGAUAUUGGUUCUCAGAGAAGAGUGACCGGGUUCUGGAUGGCUUUAUGAAAGGCAGAUAGCUUUUUGUUAAAAAUGGAUUUGUAUUUCUGGGAAGGGAGGUGGACUGCAUAAAUGCUGACUCAGUGAAACAUCAAUCAACAAACAGCAGUUCCCAUAUUCAGCACCUACCACCAAUCUCUGCCAUCUGGAUGGUAAUCUGAGAUCUGCCACGUACUUCUCUGUUCUCAAUAUCAGUUUGGCUGAAUCCCACAUCCUAGAUAAUCACUAAUGUCUUCUGCUAUGUUUUCAAGAGUCGGAGAGCCACAUUGCAUUGCAAAGGACGUCUGUUUACAAAACUGGCUUCAAGGAAUACAUUUAUGUGAAGAAAUAUUAUUCAAACACAAGUUUUUCUUUUAUUUAUCUUUGCCUCUAACUUCUGGUAUUUUGAACAUGUUACAUGGUUCAAGACUGAACGCUCAGCUCCAAAAGUAGCAAAUAUUGUCUCACAAAAUGAGAAAUUCAUGAAAAACACACAGUUGAUCCUCCAGCCAGGAAUUUUUUUUUGUCUACAGUCAAAUAGGUUUUCAUAUAACGGUGAGAAGUAUCUUAAGCACAGAAUUUAGUGGAUCCAGAACGUAGAGAUAGUGUGGACAUUGAAGAAUUUAGCAGUUAAGAUAUUUUAGUUGUUGGAUGCAGGACUUCAACAAAUCCAUUCCAGAAUUUCUCUCACUGGAGUGUCUGAAUGUGCUUUGCAUCUCCUGAUACUGACGGCUACAGCAUCUAGUCAAAUAGUAAUGGUUAGUUCUCCUGACCAGUAUAAUGGUAACUAUUACAUUGUCGUCUACAUCUGAUAUUUAAAAACUCUACAUGUUGCAGGAGAUUAGGGAGGACUUUCUCCAUUGUAAAAACACUAUUCCUGAUUCUGCUCAUACUGGAGACACUACUUUGACAGAGAAUGUUGGAACAUUCUAUGGUCACUGUUAUAACGUAUCAUUAAUGUAACCAAAUCUGUUUCGACUGCUAAAGAACUGUUUUUAUGAACAACUUAUCAAUUUUGGCAAAAAAACUUGAAUAUUAUAAUCUGUAUGAUUUGCACACUG
Molecule: messenger RNA, 2404 nt
Organism: Bombina bombina (fire-bellied toad)
Lineage: Eukaryota; Metazoa; Chordata; Amphibia; Anura; Bombinatoridae
Gene: CRELD1
Product: cysteine rich with EGF like domains 1
Exons: 11
Coding region: 149-1384 (411 amino acids)
Molecular function (GO): calcium ion binding
Source: RefSeq, a predicted model, not a curated record